AUGAUUGGAAAAAAAAAAAGGCCUGUUGAUGACCUGUCACGAAAGAAAAGGACCGUAUUUGCAACAGGUUUGUCUGGUUUUGUCUUCGCUCAGUUCUUGCUCUCAAGUUUAUAUAUUGCUCUAGCAACUCUGCUUUGUGUGUGUCUGGUUAUUAUCUUCUUCCUCAGUGCUUCCUCUGUUUCAAUUUGUGCGCGCGUGGCACCUCUCUUGCAGACCUACGAGAAAUCGAUCUUCACCUCAGACUUUCACUCCAUUUACGACACUUCCAAGUAUGGUAUACUUCAGCUCAACAACGGUUUGGGUCGGACGCCUCAGAUGGGGUGGAAUAGCUGGAACUUCUUUGCCUGCAAUAUUAAUGAAACAGUCAUUAAGGAGACAGCUGAUGCACUUGUAUCAACGGGUUUGGCUGAUUUAGGUUAUGUGUACAUCAACAUAGAUGAUUGCUGGUCUUCUGCAGCAAGAAAUUCAAAGGGUCAACUGGUCCCUGAUCCUAAGACUUUUCCAUCAGGAAUCAAAGCUCUUGCAGAUUAUGUACACAAAAAGGGGCUUAAGCUUGGUAUAUAUUCUGAUGCAGGGGUAUUUACAUGUCAAGUCCGACCAGGAUCACUUUUCCAUGAAGUUGAUGAUGCAGACACAUUUGCCUCUUGGGAUAUAGAUUAUUUGAAGUAUGACAACUGCUACAAUCUGGGCAUCCCGCCAAAAAAAAGAUACCCACCAAUGCGUGAUGCCCUGAAUGCAUCUGGACGUGCAAUUUUCUAUUCACUAUGUGAAUGGGGUGUCGAUGACCCUGCUUUAUGGGCAGGCAAGGUUGGAAACAGUUGGCGCACAACUGAUGACAUCAAUGAUUCAUGGGUCAGCAUGACAACUAUUGCUGAUCUGAAUGACAAGUGGGCAGCUUAUGCUGGUCCUGGAGGAUGGAAUGACCCAGAUAUGCUGGAAGUUGGCAAUGGUGGCAUGACUUUCCCGGAAUACCGUAGUCACUUUAGCAUCUGGGCAUUAAUGAAGGCUCCCUUGUUAAUUGGAUCUGAUUUGAGAAGUAUGAGUCAGGAAACAUAUUUGAUUUUCAGCAAUAGAGAAGUUAUUGACUUAAACCAAGAUUCACUUGGAGUUCAGGGGAGGAAGGUUCAAGUUUCUGGAAAAGAUGGUUGCUGUCAGGUUUGGGCAGGCCCUUUAUCUGGAAACCGAUUAGUUGUUGCCCUCUGGAAUAGGUGCUCAAAAGUUUCCACUAUCACAGCCUCAUGGAAUGUACUUGGGCUUCAAUCCGCAACUCGUGUUUCUAUUAGAGAUUUGUGGCAGCACAAGGUAGUAGCCGGGGACGCAGUAUCAUUGUUCAGUGCUCGUGUUGAUGUUCAUGAUUGUAACUUGUACACUUUCACUCCGUUGACUGUAUCUCACUCCGAAGAAUAGCUCGUUCUUCAAGUAAUUUCGUUGAAGGGGCCUGGCUGGUUUAGCUUCAUGCUAGAAGUCAGAUAAUAUCGAAGAAACCCAUGUGUUACCCAUUCAGGAUUCUCUGCCUUUUUGAGUGUUUUAUUACUCUUGGUUCUUGCCACUGGCUAUUUGGUCAUCCUUGUGUGAUAUGUUGGUCCGAUGUACAGAAGUUAAAAGUGGAUCGGUUGCCACUAUAUGCAAAUGCUCGAAUAAGGCAAUGCUAAGAUCUUAACGCUGAAAAAAUAUAUCAUUGUUUAUCUGUUA
Molecule: messenger RNA, 1692 nt
Organism: Neltuma alba
Lineage: Eukaryota; Viridiplantae; Streptophyta; Magnoliopsida; Fabales; Fabaceae
Product: alpha-galactosidase 3
Exons: 16
Coding region: 1-1407 (468 amino acids)
Biological process (GO): carbohydrate metabolic process
Molecular function (GO): hydrolase activity, hydrolyzing O-glycosyl compounds
Source: RefSeq, a predicted model, not a curated record